CGCAUACGGAAGGCCCGGGGUUAGCGUGGCAAUCUGGUCGGACACAACAGUAAGACGUCGGGCACGCCCGCGCGCAGCACUCCUCUCCACGACCAGCCUCCUCCACUUACCAGCCACGCAGCAAGCACCCUAACCCACCUGCUAGCAGCCUAGCACUUAUUCGACUGUUUAACAAGGAUUCCCGAAGCAACGCAUCCAUCCCACCUUGGGUCACAUAAACCGCCGACGACAUGAGGGCGUCGCGGCCGCCACUGCUACUGCCGCUACUGCUGGCGGCGGCGCUGCUGCUGGCGGGACUGCUACAGCCGCGAGGGGCCGCCGCCUACCCGGACUACUGGGUUGCCACGCCGGCGGGGCAGCAGGACUGCGCCGCACAGCCCACACGCGCCGUGAUCGGCAGCCCCCACGGAACGCCCAUACAGGACAGCACCAUUACCAUCACGCUACGCCCGCUAGACGCCGGCAGCAGUGGCGACGAGGCACUGCAGCUGUGCCCGGGGCAGGCCUACACCGUGCAGGUAGGAUUCCCACAGAAGCGCCGCGCGCUCAUCUCCGCCACCUCCGGCGCCUUCUCCGGAGUGCCCUCAGGCGUACUGACCUCCCCAGACUGCCCCAACCGCCUCAUCAUUGGGCCCUCUCAGCCCUUCACCACCAACGCGGCAAUGCCACUGGGGCUCACGCCGGGAGCCACCCUCACGCUGCCCUGCGACCUCAGCGCCACCUCGGCCGCGGGUGGACAGCCGCCGGCGGCGCUGGUUCUGCGCGUGACCACGGCCUCCCCCAUCUCCACUCGCUGGCGGGCGGCCUCCCGCAGCUACAGCCUCAGCAGCAACUGCCCCGUGGCGCCGCAGUGCGGCGGCGCCUCUGGCAGUAGCAGCACGGGCCUGGGCGGCAGUGGCAGUAGCAGCACGGGCCUGGGCGGCAGUAGCAGCAACACUACCGAAACCGGUACAAGCACCGGCGGUGGCAGCGGCAGCGGCAGCGGUAGCGCCACUACAGAUGGCACUGGCAGUAGCAGCACCGACAACAGCGGAAGCAGCGCCGACAGCUCGACUCCAGGUCCCGGCGGCAGCAGCGCGGAUGACAGCGCCGAUACCGGGACUAGCUCUUUGGUGCCGCUUGCGACUCCGUCUGCUUCUUCCGGACCCGCUGUUGUUGCGGCUGCGGGUCCGUCCGACCCCGCUGGGGCCUCUCCGGUGCCGUCACCACCGCCUACCACCGCGUCACCACCGCCGGCCACCCCCACCUCCACCUCCACCUCCACCGCUGCUACGCCACCUUCACCGCCGCUGCAGUUCCGCGGGGAUGCCGCUGGCGCCAACGGCACCGCCACCACCACCAGCACAGACAGCAACACCAAUGGCACUGGCACCGGCAGUGGCAGCGGCAGCGGCACCGGCAUCACCCCAGCGGCCACUGCCGGCGCCGCCCCCAGCAGUAGCAGCACAGCUGCUUCCCCACCACCCACCACCAGCGAUGCCAACCCCCCUCCAUCAUCACCAUCACAGCAGGUGCCCCCUCCUACCGCCUCAGCGCCGCCACCGCCACCACUACCACCCUCCCCUUCUGCCUCUCCCUCUCCCUCUUCCUCUUCAGUUAGCACAUCUCCGUCUGCCGCGGCUGCCGCUGCCGCGUCCCCGCUGCCACCCGCCUACCCGCCGUCUCCGCCCCCACCGCGCCAGUCGUCGGCGCCAACGGUCCAGGCAGCCUCAGGUCGGCAGGACGAAGGGGAUUUCAGGGAGUCAAACCAGGACGCAAGCGGCGCCAGCAGCAGUGCCGCUGCCGCCGGUGUCGACCCAACAGCUACUGCCGGCAGCAGCAGUGGUGCAGGUGGCAGUAGCAGCCCAGUUGUGCCAGGCGGGGGGAGUCAGCAGGGCGGCAAGCAGGCGCCUGACGUCGGGAGCAGCAGCACUACUGGUGGGCCCGACACCAGCCCGCACAACCCUGUCAGUGUUGGAAAGCAGCUGCCGGUCGCAGGCGCUGCCGCCCCCGCCGCAGCCACCGCCGAGCCCUCACAGCAGGCGACUGUGCCCGCGGUUGCGCCGUCGGCGCCAGGUACUGCUGGGGCGGUUGGCGCUGCGGGCGGGGCCGCCGGCGUGAUCCGCGCUGCUGCCGGGCCACUUGUUGCGUUCUCCGUGACGUGUUUUGUGGCGCUGGCACUGGCACUAGGCAUAUGAGGCGGGAUAUUAUUAAAGUUGCACAGGUGGCCGGCGUGAUGCUCCUUUAAUGUUGGGGGAUUCUUGAGCAAGCCUCCCGAACCUUGAAGAAUUGAGGUAGAUGUGAUCAACAGUGCUAGUUUUGAGGGUAGCAGUCACACGAAGAGGGUAUGCAGAGCGACGAGAGGUGGGGGGAGGGGAAGACGCAGAAUCAGGCUUUGAGAGG
This is a messenger RNA of Chlamydomonas reinhardtii, 2382 nucleotides long. RefSeq lists its product as uncharacterized. The transcript has 5 exons. The record is from RefSeq and is a predicted model, not a curated record. Bases 231 to 2177 code for a protein of 648 amino acids. NCBI's taxonomy places the organism in Eukaryota, Viridiplantae, Chlorophyta, Chlorophyceae, Chlamydomonadales, Chlamydomonadaceae.